AUUUUUCUCGAUGGUUACACAAAGCGAGAACUAAUGCUGUUGAAGCUACAUUGUUUAAAUAAUGAGUGUAGUUGGUUUGGGGCGGGAAAAGAUUUGCAGGUAACUAAUUCUGCGACUGUAAAGGCUGUAUACUUUGUGUAUUCGUUUUAUUCCAAUUUUCGCUCAGUCUUAUUUAAGAAUCAUACUUAAUUUCGCGCGACGUAAUUAGGGCACCUAUAACUAAAUGCGAUAUUUAUGAGCAGUUUUGAUUUCGCGCACCUUGGAACAAACGGUACAAAACUAGAAAACCACAUUAACUAAAAACUUAGGGGUUUUUUCUAUGUUGAAGUGACAUGAUUACUGCAACUAGUAUAUAACGGUCAUAUUUCUUUUUAGGCUCACAUCGACUCAUGUGAGUACACCGUGAUAAAAUGUGUUCAUACUCCAUGUAAAGCUAAAAUCAAACGUUCACUCUUGGGAGAACAUUUAAAGGAAGAAUGUCUAUAUCGAUCAGUGCAGUGUGAAAAUUGUCAAGAAACGCUGCCUUUUGCUUAUGUAGAGGUAUGUUCACACAAGUGAAGCUAUUUUGGAGAUUAGAGAUAUGAAACACUACAGUUCCUUCAACCUUUUUUAACACCCUCUAAUCUCUAUAUUAUCAUUUAACUUUUCUGCUUUAAUAUAACGCCAGACUAUUGUACUCUGAUAUUAUCAAAUAAGAUUCCAGGUAUGUUUGCACGCUGAUCCUUACAUAAGCCUGCUACUAUACCGUAUAGGUCGAGAGGAGGGCUUGUAACUUGAUGGAUAUCUAUAUUCUGACUUGAUUUCUUUGAAAACACAUAAGAAGAGUUUGGUUGGUUCUCUUUCUGUCGGAGCUACUCCUUGACAAGCAUGGGCGUCAAUCCUGGGGGGAUGGGGGGGGGACGCGUCCCCCCAGUUUUUGGAGUGGGGGACGAAUAUCUAAUUAUCCCCCCCCCCCCAACUUUUUAACAUGUUUAAUGAAAUUUUGUUUCUUGGUAAUCUAAAAACUUAAUGCCUGCUAUGCUAUUCAUCCAGAAUUGUGGUUGAAACAAAAACAUUUAAUAAGAUGACGGACAACGUAUGACCUUUCUGUUGCCGCUGGGAGCAAAUACUGACAUCGCAUAUGUUAUGCGAAUACUAAAAAUUAUUCAAAUUGAAUUCAAAUUUGUACGUGUGCAUGUAAUUUAUAAACAUUUACAAUUGGUCGUAUUCACUUCCUGUUCUGACUGGCAAGCUGCAGUAAAUGAGACAAUAAUUCGUUUUGCUUGUUUUUGUUUUUAUUAUUACGCCAGUAAAAAGUAUUUAGAAGUUAUUUACAUUCUGAUUUUCUAUUCUGGAUAGGCUUGGGGCCUUCUAGAAACCUAAUAGGCUUUUUAAUUAAGACCCCUAUACUUACAUUAUUUCAUUCUUAUAUUUAGUCAGUUCGAAUUAUUAUAUUGAACAAGGAUAAAACUGUAUAACAAAUAUAAAAUAAAACAUUAACAUGCAUAUAAACUUACGAAGUGGAAGAUACUAUAUAUAUAUAUAUAUAUAUAUAUAUAUAUAUAUAUAUAUAUAUAUAUAUAUAUAUAUAUAUAUAUAUAUAUAUAUAUAUAUAUAUAUAUAUAUAUAUAUAUAUUUACAGUAAAGAAGGUGAUAAUAUAUUUUAAUAUACAUCAAUUAUUGAGCUAAUCGCCAUAAUCUUAAUUUACUAAUUUAACGACUAAAUUAAGAUUUAAGACUAAAUAAUUUUAUUUUACCACUUUCAAAAGUUCAAAUAUAGUAAAAUAUUAAGUCAAAAGAUUCAAUUUUUGUAGUUUCUCGCCUGACUCCAAUUAUAAAAGUUUUAGACAUAGCAUUGCAAUCUAACUAAAUGAAUAACUAACAACUAAUAUAAUUAACAACUUUGACGUGCGUUAUCCCACUUGCACAACCUUGUAUUUUAGCGGAUUUCUCGGUGGCCGGGCAUUUUGCCGAAACACACUUUGCCGAAAGACAUUUUGCCGAACGGACAUUUUGCCGAUGGACGUUUUGCCGAACGGACGUUUUGCCGAACAGACAUUUUGCCGAAUGGACAUUUUGCCGAACGGACAGUUUAACGAACGGGCAUUUUGCCGAAAAUACGGUCAAAGUUUUUGUGAUUAAAGUCAUUAAUUGUCGAUUUUUAUAUUCUUUCAAGUUUUUGACAAGUUUACCGAAAAUUCGCGAUAUAAAGAAUAACAUCAUUCAACAUCCUUCAUGAAUGUGAUUUCCCCGAGAACUGUGAAUAUAUUCCAUGAUUCUCGAAGUGAAAUUCGCUUACGCCGUCUAAAAAUACGCUUGUUUGUUUACGAUCUGACGUCAAAACUGAGGUUCCUAACAAAUGAGUCAUCCGCUGCACAAACAAGCUACCAAUAUACGCGUAAAAAUUGAGAAAAUCAACAACUUGUUGCAAGUUGAUAUCGACAGGCGCGAACAAGGUUGUGCGCCCCACUAUGAACAGUAUUGUCAACUUGUUGUUACAACAUUGUUCAACUGUAUCAACUUGGAACAACAUGGUUGACAACUUGUUCAUAGUGGGCCGCACAACAUUGUUCACGCCUGUCGAUAUCAACUUGGAGCAAACUGUGCGUUUUUAGCCGUGUAGUCAAUAUGGUUAUCCACUACUAACUAACAACCAUUAUGCACUGCUAAUGACCAUUAUGCUCUGCUAAUGACCAUAUAAUGGUUAAUUAUUUUACACAAAGGUUGAGAAUUACACAGUUGAGAAAAUUAAUGAGUCACAGUCCCAAACAUUUUGACGAAAUAACAUCUUUAUUUUCGGCAAGUUGUCCUUUCGGCAAACUGUCCGUUCGGCAAAAUGUCCGUUCGGCAAGAUGUCCGUUCGGCAAAACGUCCGUUCGGCAAAAUGACCGUCGGCAAAGUGUCUUUCGGCAAAGUGUCUUUCGGCACUUUCGGUAGCCUGCAUGGCAGGCGGUACGUAGGAAAUACCGCCUGCCGCAAAACUGGGUGUAAAUGAACUACCGCCCCUGAAGCAUCAACGCUAUUUAUAGAUGCAUUAAUUAAGUAAAUAUUCAAAAUUAGCCACUCCCAAGCUGCUCCCAAGUCAACUGCCCAACAUAAAAUAAAUUCCUUGAUUCUCAUCACCGCCCGACUGAAUUUUAAAAUCCUCGUGAAAACGUUUUAUUUUUCGUUAUACAAUAUAAAUGUACCGCCCAACAAAAUAAUUCAAGACAGUUAAUUUUUUCAUAUUUUAUAUAGAGUUUUUAUUGCCAUUUUAUACUUCCAAUUUGAAACAAACAGAAUUUUGAGUGAAAUUUCAUUGUAUUUUAAAGAAACUCAGUCAUUCUGUCAUUGUUCGUGGAGAUACGAACUAUUGAUAUAUAAAUUAUAUAAAUAUAAAAUAUAAAAAAUAAAUCUCCCACUGUCUUCGACAUUUCAAAGUGUAGACUGUGUCUAGUGAUGAGAAUCAAGGAAUUUAUUUUAUGUGUUAAUAUAAACCAAGCCCGUUUAGCCGUUUAGCUGCCUUAAAACGGUGGUUUAAUAAGCUCAAAAUACAAAGCAUGCAAGUCUAUACUAUAGAUUCAUCAUCAGUCAACAACCAACUGAAAGUAUUGAACCUUAUAGAACGAUAGCUUUAUUUGUUUACAACUAUACAUAUUCAACGGGUAUAUAAGAGUUUAACUGUUAUUUGAUAAUUACUGCAUCAACCGGCCCCUUGUUUAUACUUUGGAGGUUCGUAUAUAAUAUCUAUCAAGUAUCUUUGGUUCAGAACAUGACUGAUAGGCAUAUAUGGAAAUCCCACUGUUCGAUUCAGUGAAGAAAUAUCUCCUAAUUUCUAUCGAUAGUUUUAGUAAAAUGUCAACAUUAUUGCGAUUUAUGGCGAGAUAGUAUAUUAUCAAAUUAAUACGCAUGUAAUUGUCUGAACGAAAAUAUAGACUAGCCCAUACCUUUCGCCGAUCAUAACUUCGGCCCCUUCGGACGUAUCUUCUUUGUUAAAUAUUCUUGUUCGAAUCUCUAUCAAUAACACUAUUUAGAGUGUUAUUUUUCAGCUUGUAUCUUUUAAUUUGCUUCUGAUUAACAUUUCACCGAAUUUAGCCGUUGAUUGACAACUACAUAAAAAUACUAACCAAUCCGUUUUUCCCGUUCACCAGCGGACGGGUAAUUCAAAAACCCCUAGUUUUGCGGCAGACGGUAUUUCCUUUGCUUCCCUAAUUUUCGCUGCCCGUAGAAAUACCGCCUGCCAUGCAGGCUACACUUUCGGCAAAGUGUUUUUUGGCAAAGUGUCUUUCGGCAAAACGUCCGGGUAACGAUUUCUCACACGGUUAAAAAUGGAUUUAAGAUCAGCACAUUGUACUAUAACUUUACAAGUGCCUCCAAAACGCUGGAAAUGCCAUUUCAGUGUACCAAAAUUAAAAAAAAAUUCGGGUGGCAUACAGUAUAUGCCACCGGAUCUUCCUAAUUUGGAGUACUAGUCCGUCCCCCUCACUUUUAGGGAUGGAUUGACAUGCGUCGUAUGCAGAGGCGACGCAGUAAGCCUUAAACUUGGUCACAUCUGAGCUGCGCCCCUUGCAAUCAGCUCUCAACUGCAACACCUCCCCUCUACCUCGGACCAUGGUGGACCAUGGAACCAUUGGUUCCUGGAAAAUUUUGAAGUUUGCCGAACGAAAAUUGGAAAAUCUGAAUAUUAUUGUAUUAUUAUUUUUUUAUUUUAUACAAUUGUCUAUGUUCAUUUUUCCAUAUAGAAACAUAUAAAAGAAAGUUGUCAGGCAGCUCCUCUCACAUGUGAAUAUUGUCAGUUAACGAAUAUACCUCGAAAGGAAAUGAGAAAGCAUCAGACUGAGGAAUGUGAAGAAAUCGACGUGGAAUGUGAUUUUAAAUCAAUAGGCUGCGACUAUAUUAAGGUUAGUGUGUUAGUACACUGUACAAAACAAUGGACACUCUGAAAACGGUUAACAUUUUAAUUCUUUUAAUGGUAGCACUAGUAAUAGUGGAGGUCAAAUUGAAACCUCAUCAUAAUAUAUUAUAUUGGCACAUAAUAAAUAGCCCUCCAAAACAGAACGAAAUAAAUGUAAUGUUAUUAAAAUGUUAAGUGUCCAUUGUUUUGUAUUUUGUAAAAUUACUCAGUGGUAACCGUAACUUUUAGUACACUGUAUUGAUUGAUUUCAGUAAGGCUGACAGGACAGUCAACUUCAAAAAGGUGUGGGCACUUAAAAUUAAUUCAACUACAUGUCUGACAAAACUAUUACAAGGCCAGAGGUGGUCGUAUCGGUCCACGGUGCUAUUGGUUCCAGAAAUUCUUUUGAGUUCCCAGAAAAUAUUUCGCCAAGAAGAAAAAGAUUUUAUAAUAAUUCAGAUAAAAAGAGAUAUUCAGAGGAGAAUUCUCACCAUGCAUGAUCUCAGAAAUGCAAUUAUAAGUGCAACAAUCUUAAUAGUGCGAUGGUGUAUAAAUGUAUUAGACUAUAGAAUGAUGCAACAAAUGUUGUAUGUUCUCUUGCGGUCCCAGAAAGUAAAAUAUUUUUCCACCCCUGUACAAGACAGUCCUCUAUUACAAGACUCUACUACAUAACAAUUAAAAGAAUGACUAUUAGUUUGUCACUCUGAUAAUAACUACAGGUUGACCAUAAUAACUACAGUGAAGCCUAUCUAUCGUCCAACAAACGGUGGUCAAUUCUGUAGUUAUUAUACAGUGAUAAAAUGUUUAUUCAUUUUCAUAUAUGCAGAGAUAGAUUUAUUGGAAGGGGUGGCUGGGUCCAUGCAUGUUUGCAUAUAUUAUGUUUAUUAGUUCUCGCAUUCAGAGAUGUCGUUCAAUGUUCUUGCUUUUAAAGCAAAUUUAAAAUUUUGUCUAAUAACUGCAGUAUGUUUUGUAUUUAUAAUACAACUUCAAUCCGUUAACAAUUUCAGUAAUAUUAUUUAGGCGAGUAAAAGGAAAGAGCUUCACAAGCAUUACAAGGAUGCGUCUCGUUUUCACAUUCAGCUAUUACUGAGGUUUAUUUUCGCACUGCAAGGCGAGAUACAAAAUCUUGCUCCGAAGUUCGAGUGUUUUGCCACGAAACAGUUGGUUUUGGACGAAGUCAACAAAAUAAAAGAUGCAAUAUCGGCCGAAAUUAAAACCAUGGAAAGUAAAUUCUCUAAAAUGAUGGCAACUGUAAAUAGUUUAAUAAGAAGAUUGGAAAACGUGGAUUUAAAUGGAGCAAGUACUUCUAAUGGUUCAGGGAGAAACGCUGAAAUCAGACGAGUUGAGGUGAGAAUGGGGAAGGAAAUAGAAAAGUUACAAGCAAAAAAUAACAGACUUGAAACACAACUGAGGGAAGCAAUGGAGGCGAUAGAAAGAUACCAAAAUAAGGUGGAACAGAUUGAUCAAUCCGUUGCUGUUAUAACAGCCAGGUUUGCAGACCUCGAACAAAGAGAACCAUCUCAAACUAAAGUGAACUGCAAUGGUGUCUUACUUUGGAAGAUUGAAGGCUACCAGAGGAAGCGACAAGAUGCUAUUAAUGGAGUGAAGACUACAAUAUUUAGUCCAUAUUUUUACACCAGUGAGUUUGGAUAUAAGAUGUGUGCUAAACUAUAUAUGAAUGGAGAUGGAUUUGGAAAAGGGUCGCAUUUAUCUUUGUUUUUCGUUGUGAUGAAAGGCGACUACGACGCUCUUCUAACCUGGCCGUUGCAAAAGAAGAUCACGAUGAUGCUGUUGGAUCAAGGCAAUGGAGAUCAUAUGAUUGAUGCGUUUAAUUCAGAUCCUCAGAGUUCUUCGUUUCAACGCCCAAGGUCUGAUAUGAAUAUCGCUUCAGGUUCCCCUCUCUUUAUGCCUCUUGCUAGCUUGAAUAACCGUCAGUACAUCAAGGAUGAUAUCCUCUUUAUUAAGAUUAUC
Molecule: messenger RNA, 6823 nt
Organism: Paramuricea clavata
Lineage: Eukaryota; Metazoa; Cnidaria; Anthozoa; Malacalcyonacea; Plexauridae
Source: the annotation of a GenBank genome assembly